UUAUAUUUACCAUCUUGUUUGUGAGAUUUAGAUUGUUUCAUAUGACUGUAGUUUGUAAAUUUGUGUUGCUUUUUAGUAUCCCAUUGUUGAUUGGUAGUUGUGUUGCUGUAUAGUACACCACAAUUCACUGAACUAUCCUACUGUGAAUGGACACUUGGGCUGUUUCCAGCUUUUUGUUCUCAUGAACAAUAUUGCUAAGAACAUUCUUGUAAUGUCUCUGGAUAGAGUUGAGCAAGAUUUUCUCUAGGGUAGGUACUACUUUCCAAAGCAGGUGUUCCAGUUUACAUUCUCAACAGCAGUAUGUGAGAAUUCCUAGUGGUCUACAAAUACUUGUUACUGUCAGAGUUCCUAGUUUUUAUUUGAGACAGAGUUUCCCUCUUGUUGCCCAGGCUGGAGUACAAUGGCGUGAUCUUGGCUCACUGCAGCCCCUGCCUCCUGGGUUCAAGCAAUUCUCCUACCUCAGACUCCCAAGUAGCUGAGAUCACAGGCUUGCGACACCACGAGGGGGCCAAUUUUGUAUUUUCAGUAGCGACGAGGCUUAACCAUGUUGGUUAGGCUGGUCUGGAACUUCUGACUUAAGUGAUCCACCUGUCUUGGGCUCCCAAAGCGCUGGGAUUAUUGGGAUGAGCCACCAUGCCCCGCUGUGUUUUUCUUUUUUUGGAGAUGGAGUCUCACUCUGUCGCUCAGGCUGCUAGAGUACAUUGGAACGAUCUUCGCUCACUACCGCCUUUGCCUCCUGGGUUCAAGCAAUUCUACUGCCUCAGCCUUCCAAGUAGCUGGGAUUACCAGCAACUGCCACCACAUUGGGCUAAAUUUUUUUUUAAGUAGAGACAGAGUCUCAUCGUGUUGGCCAAGCUGGUCUCAAACUGCUGACCUCAAGUCAGGAGUCAGGAGGUCAAGUGAUCCGCCUGCCUCGACUUCCCAAAAUGCUGGGAUUACAGGUGUGAGCUCCCACGCCCUGCUAAAGUUCCUAAGUUUUGCCAAUCUAGUGGACGUGGUUUAAUCCAAUCAAUUGAAACUAAUGUGCUUGCGCACCUUACAUGUUUACUGAAUAUGGAUUUUGUCAUUUCCAAAGCAACUAUUCAGUAAUUUUAUCAACUUUUCUAUUGGGUUGUCUUUUUAGUUUCUAUAUAUUCUGGAUAGCAGCCUUUGUCAAUCAUAUGUGUAACAAAUUUCUCCCACUCUGUUGCCUUUUCCUCUUAUGAUGUAUUGUGGCUUUUCCCACUUUUCAGUCGUAAGAUAAUUCACUUGUAAGUUCAGUCACAUACUUAGCAUUUUUGGUUCAUCAUGGAGUUGUUAUGUAUUUUCAAGGUUAGGUUUUUUUUUUUUUUUGGUAGUAAUCCAGUCAAAUCAAUCGCUUCUCGUUAAUUCUUUUUGUAUCAUAUAUUCCCACCCAUUGGUCCUGAAGAUAUUCCAGAACGUUAUUUCCUGCAAGUUCUGGGUUUGCUAUUCGCAUUCAGGUCUCUGCGCCGCCCAAACUGUGUGUCGCUGUUAGGAUCGCUUCAUCACCACGUAUGCUGGCGACGCCUCUUCCGGCUCUCCUCAGGUGCCGGGAUCGCUGGCCUGUUCUUUUAUCAGAAAUAAGAGAUCUAUAUUUUGUUAAUAAAGGAACGUUUUGUGUCCAAUAAGGUUUCGUCAAUAUGCGUGAAAACGCCACAUUAAGCUUAUUUCGUCUGUGAAUACUUAAGCGAAAAAAACACCUCGCCAACAAACUGCCCGGCGACGGACUUUAGGCGCCUCCUUAGUCUCCCCGCUGUCGCCACCACCCUUUUCCUUCUGUCGCAACACGCAGGCGCGCCCGGGCUCACGCGCCGCGCACCGAAGUGCGCCUGCGCCAGGAGACGCCCCGCCCAGUGCCGGCCGAAUAUAAAAUGUGGAGCUUCUCCUCGCGAGAGACUUCGUGUUCAUGCUCGCUGCAGGGGUCGGAGGUCAGGGCGAGCGUCUCGCGGGCCGCAGGAGGAAGAUGGCGGUGGAAUCGCGCGUUACCCAGGAGGAAAUUAAGAAGGAGCCAGAGAAGCCGAUCGACCGCGAGAAGACAUGCCCGCUGCUGCUGCGGGUUUUCACCACCAAUAACGGCCGCCACCACCGAAUGGACGAGUUCUCCCGGGGAAACGUACCAUCCAGCGAGUUGCAGAUCUACACUUGGAUGGAUGCAACUUUGAAAGAACUGACAAGCUUAGUAAAGGAAGUCUACCCAGAAGCUCGAAAGAAGGGCACUCACUUCAAUUUUGCAAUCGUUUUUACAGAUGUUAAAAGACCUGGCUAUCGAGUUAAGGAGAUUGGCAGCACCAUGUCUGGCAGAAAGGGGACUGAUGAUUCCAUGACGCUGCAGUCGCAGAAGUUCCAGAUAGGCGAUUACUUGGACAUAGCAAUUACCCCUCCAAAUCGGGCACCCCCUCCUUCAGGGCGCAUGAGACCAUAUUAAAUUCUAUUUACUAUUUCUUGAAUUUAUUUUUCGGUCAGUUGUAUAAAAUAAACUUUUCCUCCCCUGAUUAUUGCCAUUAAGCCUUUAAAUUCCAAACAAAUUAUCAUGCAUCAUCUAUUUAGGAAUUAGAUUUGGAUGUGCUAUUGUAUGAUUACUAGUAGAAAGUCCGUAUGUUUCAAGCUCUUCUGUAAAAUAUGAAGAAAAGUGCUCUUAGCAUUCUGUGUCAAACUGUACUGUUAUAAUAUAUGUAUGUAAUCAGCUUGAGUGUGCAAGUUAAUGGAGGCCUGGGAGCAGGGUUUAUACUGAGUAGUAGAGGAGGGUAUGGUUAAGCUCACAGGGGCAGAACAAGAAAGCCUUGGGAUUGUAUGAAAUCAAACAUGAGUUUGUGGUAUAGACUGCUGUAUGCAGUUGGAAAGACAUGCGAGAGUGAGCUCAAGUGGCAGCAGAGGCAGUUUGGAAUAGUAUAAGCUGAGGCAAGUUGAAGCAGCUGUGUUGGAGGUGAUUGGCCUGCCUUAAUUAGGGUACCAUGACAUAAAAGGCUAACAGGCACCACAGUGAGGGCUUCUUCUAUUUUUAACAUGUGGGGAAUAGGGCAUUUUAAAGGCUGGAACCAUUUCAGAGGAAACAAGGAUUUGGACUUAUGGUAAAAGUGGAAAGGUUUACCUUGAAGAUCUGCACAUGGAGGCAGGGGUGAAGGAGGAAUUUUAAGAAUGAGGAAGAAGCACUAAAGACAAGGUCAGGUUGAGUGAAUAGGAGGUAUUCACACAUCCUCUUAUGUGCUGGGUAAUGGCCUGCAUCUGAUUUGAGAGGCAGUGAUUAAGACCAAUGCAUAAAAACAUUUAAAUCCUGAUUGCAGCAGUGGCUCUGUAACCUUGGAUAAUUUACUUGAAUCUUUAUUUUGUAAAAUGGAGAUAAUGGCCUAUAGGACUGUGAAGACUGAAUGUUUUAAAAGAGCUUAGAAUACUGCUUGACAGAUGAGAAACCAUAAAUACUGGUUUUCAGCUGUAAAGUGGAAUUAAAACUGGAACUCUUUUCUUCCAUGGCACUAUUAUAGUCUCGUGAAAUUUAUCAACGGUAUGACAGAGUGUAUUUUCUGAUUCCCUUUAGUCUGUUACAGUAGCAAAUUGAAAAUGUAUAUCCCAAAAUUUAAUAAAAUUGCACUAGUUUUAUCUGGUACAUACAAAAACAGCCAUUUGAAAUUUAAUGAUUCUGUGGAGUUGGUGUUGCUGUUAGUCAGCAGAGACCAGCCUGAGCCUAUCUGGUGCCUCUUCUGUGCUGAGAUUUUACCCCAAACCUUUAGGUGGUUUAUUCAUUCAGAUUAGAUAGACUGGAGCCUUAUUAACUAUAAAGCCUUACCAACUUUAUAGUUAAUUUAAACCUAGCUUUUUGGAGAAUAGCCAUUAUUAACUUCCUAUUCGUGGGGAGAAAACACCCUGUGAUUUACUAUGCAGAUGAGGGUAGGAACUAAAUAAAGCCCAAGUGGUUGGGCUGGUUUGUCAAAUUGCACCCUUUGCUUGGUUCCAACAUGGAUUUUUUCCUUGAAGAUUUCAAUAUUCCACCAAAAGUACAGUUAGAGAAUACCUAGUGAAUUUAUUGAAUAUAAUGUUCAGAAUCAAAAGACUUGUACUUGGUCCUUGUUUACCUCUGGCUUUGGUAAGUAACUGUGACUUUGAGUAAUAACAGCUGUUUCCCCAAAUAUAAAAUAGAAAUAAAUAGUCAUCAUGACAGCCUUUUGCUCAGUGCUUUAGUGUCUGCCCUGGUUGCUUCAUUUGCUAAGUCUUUUGGAAUUGACAUUUUCCCUUUGGAAUAUGUGAGUUAUGGUACAUAACAUUACCUAUAAUGUCUUUUUAGUUUUUCACAGUGUACAAAAGCUGGGACAGUUAUGCUCAGCUGAUCAUUGACUCAGGUAAUGUUUUAGGUAUGUAUGUAUGUACAGUUUUAUGCAUGUAAUGGGCAGGUAUGAAUGGGGGGUAGAAAGAAGACUAUUAGGCUAGGUUUAAAAUUCUCUAAAAUUUAACUGAUAUUAAAUAAUAAAGAGCUGAACUUGA
Messenger RNA from Callithrix jacchus (white-tufted-ear marmoset), 4473 nucleotides. RefSeq names its product Sin3A associated protein 18 (gene SAP18). Gene Ontology annotation, molecular function: transcription corepressor activity; transcription factor binding. The record is from RefSeq and is a predicted model, not a curated record. Gene Ontology annotation, cellular component: nucleus. Gene Ontology annotation, biological process: negative regulation of DNA-templated transcription. NCBI's taxonomy places the organism in Eukaryota, Metazoa, Chordata, Mammalia, Primates, Cebidae.